Molecule: messenger RNA, 766 nt
Organism: Lytechinus variegatus (green sea urchin)
Lineage: Eukaryota; Metazoa; Echinodermata; Echinoidea; Temnopleuroida; Toxopneustidae
Exons: 4
Coding region: 7-696 (229 amino acids)
Source: RefSeq, a predicted model, not a curated record
GAUGUAAUGACAUCACCAAUGAUCUUCUGUGGUCAGGAAAAUAUAAACGAUGAAAAUUACCGAGGUCAGAUGAUCUUGGAAGAAGUCGAUCCCGUCUUUAUGGCUUGGGCAUCAGAAUAUGUGUCACCAAGAAGCAAAUUUAUAGCUUGCCGUUCGGAUCCUUGUAAAAACGGUGGAAUCAGAGAGGCAGAGGGCGCCAUUCAGAGAUGUCGGUGUCCAAAACAUUAUGCAGGAAAAUACUGUCAAUAUUGUAGUUUCUAUUUAGCAAAUCAACCCACAUUUAAUACAACCAUAAUACCAUACUCAAACGAUCGGACUGGCUUCAAGUUAAGAACACGCGGGAUUAAGUACACUCUUGCGUUUGUUGGUGAGGCCAACAAUAAGCAAGCCAUGAUGAUUUUCUACUUCUGCGUUGGAUCCUCGCGUGUUAGGUCGUUCAGAAGACCUCCUGAUGUAGCAUCCAGUGUCCGUAGCCCUGUGCUGAGCCAGCUCCACUGCGGACCAUCUGGGUACGAUUCGUUCUGGCUUGACCACUCGGAAGGAAACUUUGCAGUGGGACUUCAGGGGAAUUCAACUCCUGUUAUCAAGUUUCGUCCAAAAGUGCAAAUGAAAAUUAAGAGCAUUGGCCUGGAAAGUCCUUCUCCCGGUGGGGACUGGAUGAUUGACCAACCAUGUGGCGCUUGGACGAGGUCUUAGGUUAGGCGUAUCGCGGUUAUAUUCACCUGAGCCUCCUGGCAAAGAUAAUUGGAUCCCACAUAGUAUAUCA